This is a messenger RNA of Archocentrus centrarchus (flier cichlid), 1474 nucleotides long. RefSeq lists its product as uncharacterized. The transcript is spliced from 3 exons. The record is from RefSeq and is a predicted model, not a curated record. The coding region runs from base 152 to 1444 and encodes 430 amino acids. Lineage: Eukaryota; Metazoa; Chordata; Actinopteri; Cichliformes; Cichlidae.
UUAGCUAGCUAGCCAGCCGGCCGGCUAUAUUAGCAUCGUGCUAACAACACACGGGUUUGCGACUCCUUGAAAGGACUAGUGACCUCUGUUGGGCUAAUAUUACCUGAAAACAUCUUGUUAAUCUGUCGACGGUUAAAAAAAAAAAAAAAAAAUGGACGCCUGUGAAUGUGUUUUAUCGGCGGGCAGGGCCGUGUUGGACAUGGUAGAGCGGGAGUGGCAGCCUCUGUCUGCGGGCGAGCUGGAGCACAGGCUGGACCAGGCGGUGGAGGAGAUCCUGGAGGCACAGCUCCUGGCAAAACUAGAAAAGCAGCCUCCUCCUCCUCCGACUACUACUACUACUACUACUACUAUUUACGUACAGUUACUGCAGAAUCAGGUGGGGCCCCAAGUUUUACACACAGCAACAGCAUCCAGUCCACCUGAGCAGGAGGAAGAGAGGGAAGAGGAGGCUGUAGAGUCCCAGGAGUGGGUUGAUACCGUGGACAGUCCAGCAAUUAAGUACAUCUCAGACCUGCUUCAUAGCUCAAAAUCCAGGACACGAAUGGCUGGACGGGCUCGCUUAUCCAUGUCCCACACUGUCCUCCUGUCUCUCACGUUGCUGUCCGAGCGAGUCAGCUACCGCACUGUGUCUCGCCGCUUCCAGCUGGAGAAAGGAAACAUCCACAGGAUCUUCUUUUCUUUCUGCCAGUGCAUGAACAUGCUGGAGGAGAGGCACAUCACAUGGCCAGUGGGCAAAGAGGCUGUAGAGGCACUUUUCCCUUUGUCCAGUCUACUAGGAAAAGAGGAAGGAGGACAAGAUGUUCCUCAGGUCCUGGGAGUGUUGGGACACACCCGGAUCCUUAUCCGCCUGCCUAUAGGGAAACAUGAUGUAGAGAGCACAGUACCGGAGGUGAAGAGAAUGAAGAUGGAGGCCCAUCCUGACUCUUGGUUAAACCUUGAGCUUGUGUGUGACAUUAGAGGCCGGUUCCUACACUGCAGAAUCAGUAAAGGAUCAGAUGUGGACAGAGGAAGGGCUCUGAGAGACAAACUUAAACAGCACCCUGAGCUCAUGCCUCCUGGCUCCUGCCUUGUAGCCAGACCUGGUUACCCACUCACUGAUCAGAUUUUAACCCCGUACACAGGAAGUCUUGGACCAAGAGAGGAGCUCUUUAACAAGACACUGGAGGAGCAUUUUCAGAUCCUAGAUCAGGCUGUUGCCAAUCUUAGAGCCAGGUUUCAAAGGCUCAGGUAUCUGGAUAUUGGAAACUAUGACCGAGCCAGAGCUGUUGUGCUGACCGCCUGUGUGUUGCAUAAUGUGUUUCUGGAGCUAGGACAGGUGGUUCAAGGAGAGAAGGAGGAAUCCAUAACUCAAGAGGGAGAAGUAGAGGUGGAUGAUGAGGGUGUACGCAGACGUGACUCCAUUACAGAUUUUCUGUUUAAAAACUUUAAUCCUGGAAAUCCAUGAACAUUUCAAUUUGUUAAUAAACUUAUUCAC